AUGAAGAGAAAUGUAAAAUUGAGUUUAAGUAAUAAAAGGUUGAUUAGAAAUUGUAAAGUUUUAAUUGAACAUGUAAAUAAUACUGUUAGAGGAGAAAUGGUGAUAUAGAGAGAGAAAGAGAAGUAGAGAUAGUAGAUGAGGAAUUAUUAGAAAUUGGAGUAUUAAUAAGAUACUCUGAAUUUGAAUCUAAUAAAGUGUAUGAAUUAGUUGAUUAAUAUAAGGUUUGAUAUUUAUGGGAUUUGUGAAAUAAGUUCGAGAUUGAAUAAUUGUGAUAUUGUUAUUUUAGUAUGCUUGUAUGAGUUAAAUUUUUUAUGA
Messenger RNA from Paramecium sonneborni, 315 nucleotides. NCBI's taxonomy places the organism in Eukaryota, Ciliophora, Oligohymenophorea, Peniculida, Parameciidae. The record is from the annotation of a GenBank genome assembly.